Messenger RNA from Harpegnathos saltator (Jerdon's jumping ant), 2552 nucleotides. RefSeq names its product calcium-independent phospholipase A2-gamma. Gene Ontology annotation, biological process: arachidonate metabolic process. Gene Ontology annotation, cellular component: membrane. The coding region runs from base 451 to 2382 and encodes 643 amino acids. The record is from RefSeq and is a predicted model, not a curated record. The transcript has 10 exons. Lineage: Eukaryota; Metazoa; Arthropoda; Insecta; Hymenoptera; Formicidae.
UGAAUUACGUUUGAAAAUAUCGCGUAAAAAAAGAACGCGGCUAAUGUCGCAUUGUAUGUGACGCGGAAGUAAAUUCACGCGAUUAUCCCGGGUUGGCCCACGUGUGUGUCGUACGAUGUUAUUUACGAGAAGCCAUUUGCCGUGUCAUGUUGAAACGCGAUAUAACCCGACGCGGUGUGUCACGUGCUACUUUCGUAUAAAGAACGAGGCGAUCCAAGUUAGGUUUAGUAACAGCGAAGGUUCAAGACGAUACGGUUGGUUCGCAUCGUAAACUCGAUCAAAUUACGCCGAUCUAAUUAGAACGAAACUUGUGCGUCUUUUAUCAUAAAAAAAUCGUGCGAAAAAAUUAAACAAAAAUUGAACAAUAUUUCUGAAAGAAGUGUGUUGGGAAUUACAUCGUGUUUUGCAAGUUGCAAAAUAUAACAGAGGGGGAGAGAGAAAGAGAGUGCAAUGUUUUUCAAAACACACGUGAAACACUGCCACAAGUGUAUUUUAUUAAUUAGAAAGUUUACGGACAAUGCAGCUAGUAAAGAAGCCAAUAGGAACAUAACAAGCGUUACAAAUAAUCUCUUACGCAUUAUAAACAACAUAAAAAAAGUCGAAAUGUCAAUGCAAAAUCAAUGGAAGCUUUUAUCACAAUUAAGAGAAUAUUUAAACAAGACCAAUUACGACAAAAACCAGCAGAUUAAUUUCUCGAAAGAUUGGUUAGAUAUCUUGCAAAAAUUAACCUAUUCGCAACUUGACACCAUACGAAAAUUGUCAUCUUCUGAUUCUAUCAAAUCCACCGAACCAAAUAAGAAUUCGUUGGAUACAAAGCAAAAGGAUAGUAAUGAAAAUACAAGAGUAACUCAUAUGUCUGAUCAAGCAGAAUCUCUUAUAGAUAGUUCUAAAACUGUGCAACCAAAAAUACAAAAGCAAAUUCACGAACAAGCUGUAUCUAUUAAUAAAGCAGAAUUAAAAGAAAACCUUACCAUUCCACAAAUUCUCUCAGCAUUAUUUCCCAAGUUAUCUGUCAAGAAUAAACAAAAUAUUGUUAUACCAAAAUGGAAAGUGAAUAUUGGCAGCAACAUACCAAAGCAUAGCAUUGUAUCUCGUACACGUCAUGUUUUGAAUAGUAUUUUGUCAGCUGAGUCAAAUGCUUCCAAAUUACGGAGAAUUGAGGAUCUUCUUUUCCAUAUUGAUCAAUACUCAGAAGCCAGACAUUAUGCGAUUAAGGAAGGAGCAAUCAGAGUUUUGCUAAAAACUCGUCAGAAGACAAAGGAUGAACAGAUUAAAGCAUCUGUUAGAGAAGCACUUGCUGUAAUGGGUUAUGUUGAUCCUCUACCUAGUCGUGGUAUCAGAAUCUUAUCAAUCGAUGGAGGUGGUAUUCGUGGAGUAUUAGUAAUAGAGAUGCUGAAGAAGCUGGAAGAACUCACAGGAAAGAAAACAUAUGAAAUGUUUGACUACAUAUGUGGUGUGAGCACAGGUGCUAUUCUGGCUGCUGUAUUAGUAUUACCAAAGGAUGUUAUUGAAGGAGGACACAAGAGAAAGUCAUUGGAAGAAGUGUCAGAAUUAUACAAAGAAUUGAGCACUAAAGUGUUCACACAAAGUGCUAUAAAAGGUACAAGCAGUUUAGUCUGGAGCCAUGCAUAUUAUGAUACUGCACUAUGGGAACAAUUAUUAGCAGAGCAUUUAGGUGAUAAGGUUCUAAUCAAAACUACUCGUGACCCAAAUGCACCAAAGUUUUCAGCAAUAUCUGCAGUGGUAAAUCACGAACGUGUUAUGGCUUACGUUUUUAGAAACUAUACAUUACCACAUCGGGUGGAAAGUCAAUACAUGGGAUCUCAUAAACAUAAAUUAUGGGAAGCUGUAAGAGCAUCAGCUGCUGCACCGAGUUACUUUGAAGAAUUUAAGUAUGGUGAAUGUCUUCACCAAGAUGGCGGCAUUUUAGUAAACAAUCCAUGCGCUGUGGCGAUUCAUGAAGCUAAACAAUUAUGGCCGAAUAAUCCGAUUCAGUGUGUCGUAUCGUUUGGCACUGGUCGGAUUCCACAUCGUAUUUGCGAAAAUGAAUCAAUACCUUCGCAAUUAGCAAUUUCAAGCUGGAGGGAAAAAUUCUACAAAAUCUUAGAUAGCGCUACCGAUACGGAAGCUGUACACACGAUGCUGAAUGAUCUAUUACCUGAUCACAUCUACUUCAGAUUUAAUCCUUAUUUGACGGAAAUGUUAUCAAUGGUGGAGAUACGACCUGAGAAAAUUGAUCAAAUGGAGCAAGAUGCGAGGAUGUAUAUUCGACGAAAUGAAGACAAAUUUCAAAAGGCUGCUACAACUUUACUGGAGAAACGACAGAUUCAGCAAAAAAUUGUUGAUUGGAUUAUAUUGCAAAAACAGCUAAUUGGUCUAUAAGAAGCAAAAUCUUAUGCAAUAAUGUGCAUUCCAUAAUAAUUUGUAAAUUACUUAGAUAUUCAUAGUACAAUUUUUCGACCUUAAUGUCCUUACCAGAAACUUGAAUCUUUUUAGAUUAUGUUCUUUACGCUUUAAAUAGUAUUUAUAGAUUUACAAUGCUUUAAAAGUGA